Messenger RNA from Vanrija pseudolonga, 536 nucleotides. RefSeq lists its product as uncharacterized. The transcript is spliced from 2 exons. Gene Ontology annotation, molecular function: structural constituent of ribosome. Gene Ontology annotation, biological process: mitochondrial translation. The record is from RefSeq and is a predicted model, not a curated record. Gene Ontology annotation, cellular component: mitochondrial small ribosomal subunit. Lineage: Eukaryota; Fungi; Basidiomycota; Tremellomycetes; Trichosporonales; Trichosporonaceae. The coding region runs from base 30 to 536 and encodes 168 amino acids.
AAUUUCCGUCCAUCUCCAUCUCAUCAACAAUGUCCUUUUGCACCAGCGCCAUUGCUGGUCCGUCCCGGCUGCCGGCGUGCGCGGGACGCGUGAUCGCGGCCCAGUCGGUCACGCGCGCAUCCGCCCCCGCCUCGCGCCGGUACGCGUCGUCGCGCUCGUCUACCGACCAGGAGAAGCGCGAGCGCUCGUACAACACCUGGCUGUCCGAGGUCGGAUGGCAGUACAAGACGCCCGAGCGCGGCGCCAAGGCCAAGUGGCUCGGCGGGGAUGUGCCGUUCGAGUCCAACCCCUCGUUCAAGCCCCCUCCGCCCCUCUCCAACGACCUCCAGAACAUCAUCUACAAGGAGCUCCGGGCCGGCAAGAAGACGCUCGGCGAGAUCUCGCAGGCCUACUCGAUCUCCAAGAACCGUAUCCUCGCCAUUGGCAAGCUCAAGGCUGUCGAGGAAGAGUUUAGGCGCCAGGUACGUUGUCCAUCGGCUCGGUUCGGCGUGCCCUCCAUCCCCUCCACCUUCCUUCCUGAUGAGAAACAAAUAUGA